Molecule: messenger RNA, 4374 nt
Organism: Rana temporaria (common frog)
Lineage: Eukaryota; Metazoa; Chordata; Amphibia; Anura; Ranidae
Exons: 5
Coding region: 24-4127 (1367 amino acids)
Biological process (GO): regulation of transcription by RNA polymerase II
Molecular function (GO): DNA-binding transcription factor activity, RNA polymerase II-specific; RNA polymerase II cis-regulatory region sequence-specific DNA binding
Source: RefSeq, a predicted model, not a curated record
CAGAUUACCAUCUAUCCCAUACUAUGACAUCAGAUGACCAUCUAUCCCAUACUAUGACAUCAGAUGUCCAUCUAAGACCAAUGGAUCCUUCUAACCCUGAGGAACCUUCUGAGAAAUCCCAUACAUCAGAUGUCAAACUGAGAUCUCACUAUGCGGAUAGAUCAACACAUUCAUCCAAUCCCAAGGAGUCUUCUUUAUGUGGUGGAGGUUACAUAGGAGAGAGUUCAUUGUCAUCUAUGGAUUGCAAGAAAUCUAACAUCAAAAGCAGAGCACUACCCAAACAGCAGAGAAGUCCCUUUUCAUGCCCAGAGUGCGGGAAAUGUUUCACUCGGAAAUAUUCCCGUCUUGUACACGAGAGAAGUCACACGGGAGAGCGUCCUUUUCCCUGUUUAGAGUGCGGAAAAUGUUUUGUUGUCAAAGAAAGACUUCUCAUACACCAGAGAACUCACACAGGUGAGCGACCGUUUUCGUGUUCGGAGUGCGGGAAAGGUUUCAUUAUCAAAGAAAGCCUUCUUAACCACCAGAGAACUCACACUGGGGAGCGUCCUUUUUCAUGUUCUGAGUGCGGAAAAUGUUUCGUUCAGAAAGGGGAACUUCGUAUACACCAGAAAAGUCACACAGAUAAGUGUGCUUUUCCAUGUUCAGAAUGUGGGAAACGUUUCCCUCUGAAAGGAAGACUUCUUAGACACCAGAUAAUUCACACAGGUGAGCGUCCUUUUUCAUGUUCAGAGUGCGGGAAAUGUUUCACUACGAAACAAAACCUUCUUAAACACCAGAGAAUUCACACGGGGGAGCACCCUUAUCCAUGUUCAGAGUGCGGGAAAUCUUUCUCUCAGAAAGUAGGCCUUGUUAAACACCAGAGAACUCACACGGGUGAGCGUCCCUAUUUAUGUAGUGAGUGCGGGAAAUGUUUCCUGGAGAAAUCAGGUCUAAUUAGACAUCAGAGAAAUCACACAGGUGAGCGACCUUACCCAUGUUUACAAUGCGGGAAAAGUUUCAAUCAGAAAAAUGCACUUGUUACACACCAGAGAACCCACACAGGUGAACGUCCUUUCUUAUGUAUAGAGUGCGGGAAAUGUUUCACCCAAAAAGAAAACCUCCGCGAACACCAGAAGAUUCACAUAGGGGAGCGUCCUUUUUCGUGUUCAGAGUGCGGCAAAUGCUUCAUGAAAAAAGCCAAACUUAUUUUGCAUCAGAGAGUCCACACGGGUGAGCGGCCUUUCUCAUGUACAGAGUGCGGGAAAUGUUUCACCUGGAAAGGAGACCUUCUUAAACAUCAGAGAUAUCACACGGGGGAGCGGCCUUACCCAUGUUCGCAAUGUGGGAAAAGCUUUAAACAGAAAUAUGCACUUCUUAUACACCAGAGACUUCACACGGGGGAACGCCCUUUCUCAUGCACGGAGUGCGGGAAAUGUUUCAUUCACAAAGAAGACCUUGUUAGGCACAAAAGAGUUCACACGGGCGAGCGUCCCUUCUCAUGUUCGGAGUGCGGGAAAUGCUUUACAAUCCAAGGAAAUCUCAUCAGACAUCAGAGAAUCCACAACAAAUGGUCGGCCAUAAUCCCGAACAAAGUUGACUCUGCUACUCAAACAAAAUUUGGAAGGGCUGGAGGUCACAAGCCUCGGGACUUUGCUACUCAAACGUGUGAAGAAGACUUCAGGUUCUCUCGAUCGGAAAAAUCGUACGUGUUUGGUGCAAGUUAUCACGACAUUUCUAAGGACCAUGACUACGCUGUGCAUUCAAACCUCGUGGUUCCCCAAACUCCCAUUUCAGCACCAGAAAAAAUCAGUCUGGCUCAGGACCGACGCCAAAUACAUUUUACACCAAUAAAGUGUAAUAUUACAGAGAUUUCUACCACGGAAGGCAUCUGUGGAUCAACGCAAUCAGAAUCUACAGAACAAGUAACGUUCGAAAACCCAUCUCCACAAUCGGACUCAAUUGUGCCCAUUAAGUUAGAGUCGGAGUCUAUCGGUGACGUUUCUUUGGAACGGGAAUUCGAAAAUUUUGAAAAUGAAAUCGCUAUGGAUUUGAACGUAACGUUGGAAAAAACGGUCGAUGGAAACGACAUUCCUGAUCGUUCUGCAGUUACAGAAAGUGACAUGUCACAGGCUCGAAAUUACGUCAUGGAAAAAUCUAUUGAGAAUACACAAGACCAACAAAGUAGCAUUAUUAAUGAUCGAAAUGUUAUUGUUUUUGAAUCGGAAUUAGACAAACUUCUUAUUUGCCCCACCGAAGACUGUUUUGAAACUAUUCAAAGUUUAGACAAAGUGAUUAUUGGAAGCCUUUUAAAAGUCUAUGGAACAUGCCCAGACCACCAUCGCCAAAUCAUUUGGCAAAGUCAACCGGAUAUAGCCAAUUGUGCUUCUGGAAAUGUCCUGCUGUCGUCGUCCAUAGUCUGCAGUGGUUCUUCUUUUACAAAAGUUAAAGAAAUGUUCGACCUGGUAAUAACAUCAGAGAUUGUUGAUCCAGAGAAUAUUCAAAUGCUUUUGGAAGAUAAGAAAGGAUUUUUUUUACCCAGUUGCCUCAAUUUGAACCAAAAUUUACAGAGGUUUUUGCUUUCCUCUAAGUCAACUGUUGAUGGACUCUUUGUUCUGAAAACCUCGGAAGGAGAUCCAAUUUCAUCUCGAGAUUUCAAGGCAGAAGAUGAUGACAUCACACAAUGUUCUCCAGGAGAUGAUCCCAUUAUUCCCACAGCACAUCACAGACCUUCCCAUCUGAAGGGAUCAAUGGAUCCUUCUAAUCCUGAGGAACCUUCUGAUAAAUCCCAUACUAUGACUUCAGAUGUCCACCUAUCCCAUACUAUGACCUCAGAUGACCAUCUAUCCCACACUAUGACCUCAGAUUCAGAUGUCCAACUAAGAUCAAUGGAUCCUUCUAAUCAUGAGGAACCUUCUGAUAAAUCCCAUACUAUGACCUCAGAUGACCAUCUAUCCCAUACUAUAACUUCAGAUGACCAUCUAUCCCAUAUUAUGACCUCAGAUGUCCAUCUAAGAUCAAUGGAUCCUUCUAAUCCUGAGGAACCUUCUGAUAAAUCCCAUACUAUGACAUCAGAUGUCCAUCUAAGAUCAAUGGAUCCUUCUAAUCCUGAGGAACCUUCUGAUAAAUCCCAUACUAUGACAUCAGAUGUCCAACUGAGAUCUCACAAUGCAGAUAGAUCGACACAUCCAUCCAAUCCCAAGGAGUCUUCUUCAUGUGGUGGAGGUUACAUAGGAAAGAGUUCAUUGUCAUCUAUGGAUUGCAAGAAAUCUAACAUCAAAAACGGAGCACUACCCAAACAGCAGAGAAGUCCCUUUUCAUGCCCAGAGUGCGGGAAAUGUUUCACUCGAAAAUAUUCCCGUCUUGUACACGAGAGAAGUCACACAGGAGAGCGUCCUUUUCCCUGUUUAGAGUGUGGGAAAUGUUUUGUUGUCAAAGAAAGACUUCUCAUACACCAGAGAACUCACACUGGGGAGCAUCCUUUUUCAUGUUCUGAGUGCGGGAAAUGUUUCAAUCAGAUAGGGGGACUUCGUAUACACCAGAAACGUCACACAGAUAAGUGUGCUUUUUCAUGUUUAGAAUGUGGGAAACUUUUCCCUCUGAAAAGAAGACUUCUUAGACACCAGAUAAUUCACAAGGGGGAGCGUCCUAUUUCUUGUUCAGAGUGUGGAAAAUGUUUCACUCAAAAAGUAGGCCUUGUUAAACACCAGAGAACUCACACGGGUGAGCGUCCUAUUUCAUGUUCAGAGUGUGGGAAAUUUUUCACUACGAAACAAAACCUUCGUAAACACCAGAGAACUCACACAGGGGAGCACCCUUAUCCAUGUUCAGAGUGCGGGAAAUCUUUCACUCAAAAAGUAAGCCUUGUUAAACACCAGAGAACUCACACGGGUGAGCGUCCCUAUUUAUGUAGUGAGUGCGGGAAAUGUUUAACCACGAAACAAAACCUUCUUAAACACCACCAGAGAAUUCACACGGGGGAGCGGCCUUUCUCAUGUACAGAGUGCGGCAAAUGUUUCAUCCACAAUGAAGACCUUGUUGGACACAAGAGAGUUCACAUGGGCGAGCGUCCCUUCUCAUGUUCGGAGUGCGAGAAAUGCUUUACAAUCCGAGGAAAUCUCCUUAGGCAUCAGAGAAUCCACAACAAGUGAUUCUGCUGGCAACUACGGUAUGAUGGCAUUUAAUGGAUGGAGUAGUUCAAGUACAAAUUCCAGUAAGAAGAGUGAGAGUCCCUCAUAAUGGGCCCAGCAGACACAGUGGGGAAAAUAAAUAAUGAUUUAAUCCCCUGCAAAUUUUGUAAGAGGUCAGACGUGUCUUGGAGUUGGUGAUCAGGUCUCCACACACCUCAGGAGGGAUUUUGGUCCUCUCUUCUUUACAGAUCUUCUCUAAAUCCUUAAG